AUGGAGGUUCUUGGCAGCCGCGGCCUCCUGGCGCCUCCUCUUCUCGGGGCUCUGCUGCAUUUUCUUCUUCUUGCAUUGGCCGGCGGCGCAGAAGCCUGGGCUCACCACGGCUCCGCCGGUUUCGCCGGCGGAGUUCCCGAGCGCCGGUACAGGGAUCUCGCGGCGGGGAGGGUGGCGAGCGUCAGAUCUUCCUUCGGCGCGGCCAGGAGGGGGCUUGCCACGUCCACGGCGUCGCGGGUUUACCACGUGACGGACUACGGCGCCGACCCAACCGGUGCAGUGGACGCAACGGCGGCCAUCAAGAAGGCCAUCGCCGACGCCUUCAGCCUGCCCUCCAACGCCACCAUGACCGGUGGCAUCCCUGACCUCGGCGGCGCCGAGAUCCACCUCGACGGCGGCACCUACCUCGUCAACGGGCCGCUCACCCUGCCGGCCUCUGGCGGCGGCAACUUCAAGAUCUACGGCGGUUCGCUGCGGGCGUCGGCGGAGUUCCCGACUGACCGGUACCUGAUCGAGCUGUCGGCCGGGUCGUCGUCCUCCUCGGGAAUCUACCACUACGAGUUCGUCACCCUCCGCGACCUGAUGCUGGACUGCAGCUACCGCGGCGGCGGCGUCAGGGUGGUGGACUCGCUCCGGGUGAGCAUCGACAACCUCUACGUCACCCACUUCGGCACCGACGGCAUCGCGGUGCGCGGCGGGCACGAGACGUACAUCCGCAACACGUUCCUGGGCCAGCACAUGACGGCGGGCAGCGACGCCGGCGAGCGCGCCUUCACGGGGACGGGCAUCCGGCUGGACGGCAACGACAACUCGGUGGCCGACGUGGUGGUGUUCUCGGCGGGCACGGGGAUCAUGGUCACCGGCGGCGCCAACACCAUCUCGGGCGUGCACUGCUACAACAAGGCGUCCGGCUUCGGCGGCACCGGCAUCUACCUCAAGGUGCCGGGGCUCACCCAGACGUGGCUCACCAACUGCUACAUGGACUACACCAGCAUCGUCGCCGAGGACCCCGUGCUGCUGCACGUCUCGGGGUCCUUCUUCCUCGGCGACGCCAACGUGAUUCUCAAGGCGGUCAAUGGCGUCGCCCGGGGCGUGCAGAUCACCGGGAACAUGUUCAACGGGAGGGGCAAGGGCGUGGACAUCGUGCAGCUCGACGGCGCGUUCAAGACGGUGGAGCAGGUCUACGUGCAGCAGAACUCCGCCAUGGGGAUGAACGUCAAGGCGACGGCGGCGAGGGGCUCGGCGGAGGGCAACGGGAGCGAGUGGACGGUGGACUUCGCGCCCGUGCUGCUCUUCCCAGACCGGAUCGGCCACGUGCAGUACUCGCUGGUCGCCGGCGACGCGUUCCCGGGGCACACGCUCAGGAACGUGUCCGGCAACCAGGUCGUCGUCGCCACGGACAAGGCCGUCUCCGCCACCGUGCACGUGCUCGUCGACCAGAACAGCAACUGAUGAGAAAUGCUGCCCGCUGCAUGCUGCCUGCUGCCGAUUUGCGUGGGAGCAAGGCGUCAUUCAUUUGUUCUUAGACAAUUUUAUGAAUGGGCCGGCCAACCUAGGUGGGGUGGCGAGGUCACUUCAUAUGUUCUUGCGAUUUAUCGUGGCACAUUGGUGUCACUGGCAGAGAGAGCGUAAUAGCUAGUCAGAGAAUGAUUCAGAAUGGAUCAUUUUGGCGUUCACCUCACUUAUCCAAAAUAUAA
This is a messenger RNA of Lolium rigidum, 1697 nucleotides long. Its product is annotated as polygalacturonase QRT3-like. The record is from RefSeq and is a predicted model, not a curated record. The transcript is spliced from 4 exons. NCBI's taxonomy places the organism in Eukaryota, Viridiplantae, Streptophyta, Magnoliopsida, Poales, Poaceae. Gene Ontology annotation, molecular function: polygalacturonase activity. The coding region runs from base 1 to 1452 and encodes 483 amino acids.